CGCCAAAAGGAAAAGUGGCAUCGCAUCCAUUUCGUAAUUACCAUUUGCACCUCUUCUUCUUGUUUUCUUCUUCCUACUCGUUUAAGAGUUGACACUGUUCUAUGCCAUUGCAACGCGCAUGCUCUAUCUUGCUCUCUCUGUCUCCGUGCCUGUGGAGCGUUUAAUCAGACGGACAUGGCUACCGAAGACCAUGUUUCUGUUGCUAUAGACGAGUUGCGGGAAUCACUCAAGUCCAAUCCUAACGACCCCGCCGUCCAAUUUAAUCUGGGUGAGUUGCUAUGGAUACGAGGGGAUAAGAAGAACGCGGUGGAACACUUGAUGCUUGCAGCAAAGCUCAAUCCUCUAAAUGCUGCUGCAUUCAGAUAUCUGGGCGAUUAUUAUGCGCAUAUAUCACCUGAGCCUCAGCGAUCUCUCAAGUGUUAUCAGAGAGCUGUGACUCUGAAUCCGGAUGAUUUGGAGGCUGGGGAAGCAAUCUGCAAUUUGUUGGAUGAGGCUGGGAAAGAGAGUUUGGAGCUUGCCAUCUGCCAUGAAGCUUCUGAGAAGUCUCCCCGAGCAUUUUGGGCUUUUCGUCGAAUGGGAUACCUUCAGGCUCAUCAAAGGAAAUGGUCUGAAGCCAUCCAGAGCAUCCAGCAUGCAAUUCGUGGAUUUGCUUCGUGUGCCGACUUGUGGGAGACCUUAGGUUUGGCCUACCAACGAAUGGGCAUGUUCUCUGCUGCACUUAAGUCUUAUGCGAGAACACUUGAGUUGGACAGUUUAAGGAUUUUUGCGCUGGUUGAGAGUGGAAAUAUUUCGCUGAUGCUUGGUUCAUUUAGAAAGGGAAUUGAGCAAUUUCAGCAAGCUUUGAAUAUUUCACCUUCCAAUGUUUCUGCACAUUAUGGACUUGCUUCUGCACUUCUUGGUUUUGCAAAGGAGUGUGCCAAUUCAGGUGCCUUAAAAUGGGGAGCUUCACUCUUAGAGGAAGCUUCUGAUGUGGCUUUGCGUGGUACAUCUUUAGCUAGUAACUUUUCUUGUAUGUGGAAGCUACAUGGAGAUAUACAGCUUAUGUAUGCCAGAUGUUUCCCAUGGAUGGAGGAAGCUUGGCUCAAUCAUGCUGAUGACAUAGCUUUCAAAUCUUCUAUCAGUUCAUGGAAGGAAACCUGCUUCUCUGCUGCUAGAAAUGCUUGCCACUCCUACCAGCAUGCUUUGCGCAUGACCCCUUGGCUAGCUAGUACAUAUACUGAUGUCGCUAUUGCAUCAUUUCUCUCUUCAUCUUUUAAGGAAUCUCCUAAACAGGAGCUGAAUGUUUGGUCAGUGGCAGAAAAGAUGAGCUUGGGUGCUUUACUGCUGGAGGGACACAAUCAAGAAUUUUGGGUGGCAUUGGGGUGCUUAUCAGACCUUAUUGCAUUAAGGCAGCAUGCUUUUAUACGUGCAUUGCAAUUGGAUGUAUCUUUAGCAGUUGCAUGGGCAUUCCUUGGAAAGCUUUAUCGGUGUGAGGGUGAAAAGCAAUUAGCAAUGCAAGCCUUUGAUCGUGCUAGAAGUAUCGAUCCUUCACUCCCAUUGCCAUGGGCUGGCAUGUCAGCUGAUGCAGGCUUUAGAAAGCUUGAUCCAAAUGAAGCAUAUGAGUGCUGUUUACGGGCUGUCCAGAUAUUUCCUCUUGCAGAAUUUCAAGUUGGUCUUGCAAAGCUUGCAUUGAGCUCUACUUACUUGUCAUCUUCAGAGGUGUUUGGAGCCAUUCAACAAGCAUUGCAACGUGUUCCACAAUAUCCUGAAUCUCACAACUUGGCUGGGCUAGUAUGUGAAUCACGAUCUGACUAUGAAAGUGCUAUUACAUCAUACAGGCUGGCACGAUGUGCUCUGGUAUCUUUUGCAGACGAAUCUUCAGAAUCCCAUUUACUAGAUAUAUCUAUCAAUUUGGCCAGAUCACUUUGCAUGGCAGGGAAGGUGAGUGAUGCUGUUGAAGAGUGUGAAUAUCUAAGACAAAAAGGACAGCUUGAUUCCGAGGGUCUACAAAUAUAUGCUCUUUGUUUGUGGCGACUUGGCCAGAAUGAUAUGGCUUUGUCCAUGACAAGAUCUCUUGCUUCUGGGAUUUUAUCUAUGGAAGAAAAUCUUGCUGCAACUACCAUCAGUCUCGUCUGUAGAUUAUUGUACUACAUAUCUGGGCAAGAAUCAGCAAUUACAAGUAUCUUGAAGAUGCCAAAGGAACUGUUUCAUAGUUCAAAGCUUAGUUUUGUUGUUUCGGCUAUUCAUGUUCUUGAUGCGAAUAAUCGACUUCAGCCUAUUGUUUCUAUGAGUCGAUUAUAUAUUAAGGAUAAUGAAGAUAUCAUCACAAUGCAUACUUUAAUCACCCUUGGUAAACUUCUCAAAAAUGGAAAUCAAGAAUCUCUUGGAAUGCAGAAGGGGGUAGAUCACCUGAGGAAAGCACUUCAUAUGUUCCCCAACAACACUUCAUUGAGAAAUCUUAUGAGUUAUCUAUUGCUAUUAAGCAAAGAGAGGAGGGAUCUCUAUCUCACUACAAGAUGCUCUCCGAUGCAUUUUAGUGACCAUCAAAAGGAUGAUAUCCUCAAACAUGCAUGUGAGAUCUUUGGUGCUGCAAAUGUUGCUUGCUAUGUGGUAGGAAGCUGUAAAAUGAAAUACCCCUUCGCUAUCUGUAGACAUCAAGGGUCUUCUGGAUCUGGAGUUGUCCAAGUGAUGCAAAAGUAUUUGCAUCAAGAACCAUGGAACUUUAGUGCAAGGUAUUUGCUUACAUUAAAUUUUUUUCAGAAGGCACGGGAAGAAGGAUUCCCUCAUCAUAUUUGUCGUGUACUAGAACGGCUUACAACUGUGGCUCUGUCUAAUGAUUUUUGCUCAAGCAAAGAUGAAUCUAGCCAGUAUAGAAAGUUCCAGCUUCUACUCUGUGCAGCAGAGACUAAUCUUCAGCAAGGGUAUCAUAGUGAAUGCUUGAGAAUUGCUAGUAGUACUUUAGGUUCUUCUGUUAAAAAAGAGUAUAUAUUUUUUGCACAUUUACUGUUAUGCCGUGGACAUGCAGCCGAAAAUGAUAUCAUUAGCAUGAGCAAAGAAUACAAUAGAUGUUUGGAACUCAAGACUGACCUUCAUAUAGGCUGGAUUUGUCUGAAACUUAUUGAAUCUAGAUAUGGUCUGCAAGAUAAUACAAAUAUGCUAGCCUCAAGCUAUGAAAAUUGCUCUAAAGAUACGAGUCUUUCAUGGAAUAUAUGGAUGGCUCUCUUUAAUAUGGUACACGGGUUGAUUGCUAUUGGGGCUAGUGAUUUUGUGGCUGCAGAAGAGUUCCUUAUGCAAGCAUGCUCUAUAGCUGACAGUGAGAGCCACCUGUUUCUUUGUCAUGGUGCUAUAUCCAUGGAGCUCGCGAAACAAAAGUGUGAAUCACAAUAUAUAUCACGAGCUAUAAGGAGUCUCAAGAAAGCCAAAGAUGCUUCCGCUAAUAACUUGCCCAUCAUCUCUUUCUUGCUUGCCCAAGCAGAAGCAAGCCUUGGUUCCAAGGCAAAGUGGGAGAUGAACCUUCGCAAUGAAUGGACCUCUUGGCCUCCAGAGAUGAAACCUGCCGAGCUCCUAUUUCAAAUGCAUCUACUUUCUAGAAAUUCAAAAGAUGGCUUUGCACCGUAUUCCUCCAGCUACAGUGAAAGUUCCCACAGAUGGAUACUAAAGGCCAUUCAUACUGAUCCUUCAUGUUUUAGAUAUUGGAAGUUUUUGCUGAAGGAAUUGAUGUGAGAGUGAAGACAGUGAGAUGAAAAUGCUCCUAUCUAUGCCAAUGCCUUUGUCCAAGAGGGAUGGCGAUUUUAAAUGGAGAUGUUGUCAAUUUGAUCUCAUCUUGUCAAAGGAUUUGCUUUGCUGCUAGAUUUGCGGGGAGAGGGUGUGACGUCAUUUGAGAUAAUACUCUCACAAAAUUUGUCUUGUUUGUAUGUUGCUAGAAAAAAAAUUAGGCUAUACACUUUAGUCUAUUAUCAAGCAAGUAACUACCGACAUUUUGUAUCUUGCAACUUCUCAUGUUCAGUAAGUUGAGAUGAAAAUGACCAACAAGAGCUCCUCCUUAUUUUUGUUAUGCUUUCAUAAGCAUUGCAUUAUUGUAUGCAAGUA
Andrographis paniculata is the source of this 4068-nucleotide messenger RNA. RefSeq names its product tetratricopeptide repeat protein SKI3. The coding region runs from base 175 to 3702 and encodes 1175 amino acids. Gene Ontology annotation, cellular component: Ski complex. Gene Ontology annotation, molecular function: protein binding. The transcript has 22 exons. The record is from RefSeq and is a predicted model, not a curated record. Lineage: Eukaryota; Viridiplantae; Streptophyta; Magnoliopsida; Lamiales; Acanthaceae.